Messenger RNA from Hipposideros armiger (great roundleaf bat), 5707 nucleotides. RefSeq names its product solute carrier family 2 member 2 (gene SLC2A2). Gene Ontology annotation, cellular component: brush border; plasma membrane. The coding region runs from base 79 to 1644 and encodes 521 amino acids. The transcript is spliced from 11 exons. Gene Ontology annotation, molecular function: D-glucose transmembrane transporter activity. Gene Ontology annotation, biological process: dehydroascorbic acid transport. Lineage: Eukaryota; Metazoa; Chordata; Mammalia; Chiroptera; Hipposideridae. The record is from RefSeq and is a predicted model, not a curated record.
AGUCAGGCAGGAGCUGGCCGGCUGCAUGUGUCACACUCACCACAGGACCUGGAAUUAGGAGGACUCCCAACCUACAAAAUGACAGACCAGGUCACCGGGACCUUGGUUCUCACUGUCUUCACUGCUGUGCUGGGUUCCUUCCAGUUUGGAUAUGACAUUGGUGUGAUCAAUGCCCCUCAACAGGUAAUAAUAUCCCAUUAUAGGCAGGUUUUGGGUGUCCCGCUGGAUGACCGAAAAGCUAUCAACAGCUAUGUUAGCGAGAGUACACAGGAACUGCCCACAACCCCAUACCCAAGGAGUCCAACACCAAUCACUUGGGCUGAGGAAGAGUCUAUGGCAUCUUCUGGCAUCAUCACCAUGUUCUGGUCCCUCUCUGUGUCCAGCUUUGCAGUUGGUGGAAUGAUCGCGUCAUUCUUUGGUGGGUGGCUUGGAGACAAGCUUGGAAGAAUCAAAGCCAUGUUGGUAGCAAACAUUCUCUCAUUAGCUGGCGCUCUCUUGAUGGGGUUUUCGAAAUUGGGACCAUCUCACAUUCUUAUAAUUUCAGGAAGAGGUGUAUCAGGACUCUACUGUGGGCUAAUUUCAGGCUUGGUUCCAAUGUACAUUGGUGAAAUUGCUCCAACUACAUUCAGGGGUGCUAUUGGCGCUCUUCACCAGUUGGCCAUUGUCACAGGCAUUCUUGUUAGUCAGAUUAUUGGCCUUGACUUUAUCCUGGGCAACCAUGAGCUGUGGCACAUCCUGCUUGCUCUGUCUGCUGUGCCAGCUGUCCUCCAGUCUCUGCUGCUCUUCUUCUGUCCAGAAAGUCCCAGAUACCUUUACAUCAAGUUAGAUGAGGAAGACAAAGCAAAGAAAAGCUUGAAAAGACUCAGAGGAGGUGCUGAUGUCACCAAAGACAUUGCUGAGAUGAGAAAAGAAAGAGAAGAAGCAUCAAUGGAACAGAAAAUAUCCAUCAUUCAGCUCUUCACCAAUUCCAGCUACCGACAACCUAUUCUAGUGGCAUUGAUGCUGCACAUGGCUCAGCAGUUUUCUGGAAUCAAUGGGAUCUUUUACUACUCAACCAGUAUUUUUGAGACAGCUGGAGUCAGCCAACCUGUUUAUGCAACCAUUGGAGUUGGUGCCAUCAACACAAUUUUCACUGCUCUCUCUGUCUUCCUCGUGGAGAAGGCAGGGCGACGCUCUCUGUUUCUGAUUGGAAUGAGUGGCAUGUUUAUCUGUGCCAUCUUCAUGUCUGUGGGACUUGUGCUGCUGAAUAAAUUGACUUGGAUGAGUUACGUGAGCAUGACAGCCAUCUUCCUCUUUGUGAGUUUCUUUGAAAUUGGCCCCGGCCCUAUCCCCUGGUUUAUGGUGGCUGAAUUUUUCAGUCAAGGACCACGCCCUGCUGCUUUGGCAAUAGCUGCUUUCAGCAACUGGACCUGCAAUUUCAUUGUAGCUCUGUGUUUCCCAUACAUUGCGGACUUCUGUGGACCUUACGUGUUUUUCCUCUUUGCUGGAGUGGUCUUCGCCUUUACUCUGUUUACAUUUUUCAAAGUUCCAGAAACCAAAGGAAAAUCCUUUGAGGAAAUUGCAGCAGAGUUCCGAAAGAAGCGUGGCUCAGCCCCAGCACCAAAAGCUGCUAUCGAAAUGAAAUUCCUUGGAGAGAAUGCGUAAAGAUAACCUGCUUUUUGAUAUGAACAGAAAAAGAAAGGAAGUCAUGUGUUUUUAAAAGACGACUCUUUGAGAAUUUUAUAUCUGCAUCUCGAAGUAUUGUUUUAUUUUUUAAAGAGCUUUUAUGGGCUCUGAUUAGAAAUAUCAUUAAAUAUUACCAAAGAAAGUAUUUUUUUUAAGUUACAGAAUCUAUUUUUUAUGAUAAGACUAUAAUUAAGUAAACCAAAAAGUCUAGCUCAUUUUGCUACACUACAUGGAAAGGACAUACUAAUAUUCCUACUUCUACUUUUUAUAAUAAGGUUCUUUUGAAAUCAAAGCGGUUUCAAUGUAUCAUAUUCUUGCUUCAUUAAGCAUAUGGUUACAAACCUGAAAUACAACUAAUAUUUACGUAUUUGGAUAUGACUAAGAUGGAAUUUUCUUACCCACAAAACUCAUACUAUAGGAGACAGGGCUUGUGGCAGUCAAGUUCAUGGUAAAAUUGAUAACUUUCCCAUUUCUCCCACUCAACUUUUUCUUGAGUAUUAAAAUUUGCAUUUUGCUUGAAUUUUUAUUUUUUCUAUAAUUUCAUGUGGAGUGGUUUAUUGAGUGUAUUAAACUAUGUUUGUAAAGAAAAACCUUUCUUUUUAGUAGGCUUACCAAAAUCUUUAGUAUUCAGGGGAAAAUAAUUAGUUCCUUUGGUGACCAAAUGGUUUUGUAAGAUUAUACACUAACAAGGUUUUACCUGGUCAUAUAGAUGGGUUAUUAGUUAAUAUUAACAUCUAUUUUAACCCAUGUUAAUUUCUUGUUGGUUCAAGCCUUUCAACUAUGUUUUGUUUUGCUUUUUAAUUGAGCACACCUGGUUUUCUGACUUGUGUUAUAAAAUAUACUCAGUGAUAAGUGGGGCAUAUUGUAUAUCUCCUCAAACCCCAAUAGAGACAUCGAACUUAGGUAAUUUAAAGUAAAAGAUUGCUCUGUUUGUUAGACAUUUUCUGAAUUAUUAUAUUUCAAAACAGAUUGAGAAGGUAGGGUUGGAGAAUUCCCAAGGGUGGGCCCCCGAAAAUUCAUGAAUGCUCAAUUUCAGACUUGAUCCAAAUCUCCAUUUAAUUUUCCUGGAAAGACUGAGUUCUCUAACACAAAACAAUCAUCCCCUUUGAUGUUUCCCUCUUUGCCUUAGCGGUAUACUGAUGCUAUCUAAGCUCUUCUGUUGCUAUUGCUAACAUUUAUUGUGUACCACCUAUGUUCCAGGAACUGUGCUAAGUGCUUUUACCUAUGUAGGCAAAUUGGAAACACACAGAUGAUUAAACAGAUUUUCUCUUACAGUCAAUUUUGCCAACUAUGGAAGUACAGUUCUAAUGGAUACCAAAGGCUUAGCAGGGAGCUCAAUUAUUUCCAGGCUCUUUCGUCACAAAGGGAAUGCUGAAUCAAUCCUUUUUAUGUUUGCCUUAAUGUGCAUAAAAACAUUCAACACUUGCUUUUUUACUUCAUUGCCAAAGUUGUUUAUCUUUCUGUAAUUUGGCAGUCCCAACAACAUGAAAUGAUUUACUUUCACUUUGACUGAUUUUUAUUUUUUGGGGGCCAAUAAACCAUUUUCACUUAGGACUUCUGGACACAGUCAAAGUGAGCUUCAAUAGUUCAGCAGAUCUUUGUGCUAAACUGUGAAUUAUGAAAAAAAAAAUAUGUAGGGACUCUGAAUAGGGCAGGAGCAGGAAAAUUGCUCUUGUGUGGCUCACGUGUUCUUCGGGAUGCUAAUGCCCUUUGAUGCCCAAAGUUGCAAUGAUAAAAAAAAAAUUAGUACACCUGAAACUAACAAUAAAAAAAAAAUUUAAUGUUUUUAUAGCCAAUGAAUGUGAUUUAAUCAAAUCACUACUCCUGAUCUCAUUUACUAAGAGAAUAAAAUAAUAAAGGUUUAAUAAAGAACCCAAAAGACCACUCUUAAGUUCUAAUUAAUUAUUUUGACUGACCCACAAAUACCAGAAAUUCAAACCAUGAAGUUUUCUGCCUCAGAGAAAUUUAAGUAACUUACAUUGUUUCCCUUCCAAAAUUUUUUUCUUACUGAGAUACAAGUGAAUUGAAAAGAAACGUGAAGGUGAAAUAAGAAACUGUUAACACUUUAUACUAGGACAAAGGAACUAGCUAAACAAUAAAAACUCCUAGGUCUUCAAUGGUAUACAUCAUAAUAAAUAAUGAAAAUCACAGUAAUUAAUUAGAUUUAGUUCCAGGAAAAUCAGAUGUGACUUUGAACACUUAUUCUUUUGUAGUCCUUUAUCAUUUUUGUGGAAGUGUUUUCAUACACUAAUAUUCUUAAAUAUGUGAUUUUUCUAUUAGUGCGUUCAAAACAUGAUUACCCUUCUUGGUCUGGCCACUCGUCUGCUCCAUCUAGCUGUUGCCCACUCUCAUCACAUCAGCGCAAGGGUCUUCUCUACCUACCUCCUUCCGUCUUGAGCCUACACGACCAGCACUAUAAUGCGUGCUGAGACACAGAAUGCCCCUCUUCAAGGAGCUCUCAGUCUAAUAAGGAGUUCAGGAAGACCAGGGUAUAAAUAUUCCCAUCUACAUCUUUUGCCUUCCAUAAACCUUGAUUUGGAGACUUCUCUUGUAAAAUGGGCUCAAUAAUAUCACCUACCUCAGAGAGUUAUUGUGAGGAUUAAAUGUCAAGUGCUAAGCAGAGUGCCUGGUACAAAGUGGGUACUCAAUGAAUGUCACCUAGAAUUAGUAGUUACAAAGAUGCUAUUAGGAUACAGGAUUGUCAUAUUUAAGAUAGUCCCAAUUUUUUCUUUUUAAUAAAAGGAGUUUUAUAAUUCAAGAUAAUAUUCUCUUCAAGCAAGAAUCUCACAGAGACAAGGGAAUGGUAAGAAUCAGGGGAGAUGUGAGGCUAUCUAAAGCCUAAACUCAUAUUUGAUAUUUCUAAGUAGGCUAUAAGAGUUUUUAUUGCAUUUAUUUUGCCUAAGUUAUGUUAUUUUUAAGAGGUCUAUAUGUAAUAUUAUUUCUUUGGAUAAUGCUAAGUACAAUAUAAAAUGCUGGAUAUCAUAUUUAAAUGCAAUUAUAACCACAGGAUUAUAACCACAAGACAAGACCACACCUUCCUGAUAAUCCUCAAAAAUUGCAAAAGUGUGUAAACCAGUGUGCAUAAGCUACUUCUUAUUGCUAGCUUAUUGUUGGAUAUGUAGCUAAUAAAGCAAUGUUAGGCAAUAUCUUGUGCUUACCAUGUCCUAAGCAGAAGUGCUGAGUAAAGUGUAAAAAAUACAACUUUUGAUUGCAAUUCUAUAUCAGUGACCUGAGAAGAAAAGGUUUAUUGCCUUUUCUUGAGGCAGUGAACUCUGAUCCAUCUGCUGGUGUUUUUACUGCCUUCUAAUUUGGAGCACAUUAGAAAGAAUCAUCAUGAAAAGAAAUUGGUUUUAGUUAAGAGUAUAUGUACACUAUGGUUUUAUAAUAAUAAAUGUAUUUCCAAAUGCUUAGUGUUGUUUUAUUUUAUAUAGAAAAUAACCAUAUUUAAGAAACAUGAUAUUGGUUUACUGUAUAUGCUCAUCUCCUUCUCGCACUAUUUUUCCUAUUCCCAUUGUAAAGAUACUAUGUGAGUUACUCUUUAAACCCAAAUUGCAUUUUCAUCAGGCAGUUGUUUUGAUUAUCAGUAGUAGAUGAAACUAACCUGAAGGCUCUGUAAAAGAACAGUGGAAGAGGAAUGAAUGUCUCCCUUUGAUGAAAAUAAAAAUAAUUUAAUUAGUAAAUAUUCAAUUGAGCUCCUAUUAUAGACACUUUGUAAAGUUUUGUGAAAGACUCAAAUCUUAGACAGCAUGAUCCUUAUCCUCAAUCAUCUGUAUUCUCAUAAAGGGGAUAAAAUUUGAAAACAAAUAGUUACAGUACAAAGGAGAGACUAGAACAAACUAUAAGUUAGUGGUUAUCAAAUUUUUAGGUUGACAUCUGAAAUUUUCAUUAUAUGUUUAAAUAGCUGGAAAAGAUGUAACUUUUUCAAAAUAUACUCUAUGUUGACAUUUAAAAAUUGCUCUACUCUAUCCUAUGGAAUGUCAAUACCACAGUAAUUUGUUACUCACCAUAACCAUUAAAAAAAUAAAUAUAUUUAUAUAUUUAA